Scleropages formosus (Asian bonytongue) is the source of this 1557-nucleotide messenger RNA. RefSeq names its product solute carrier family 2 member 1c (gene slc2a1c). NCBI's taxonomy places the organism in Eukaryota, Metazoa, Chordata, Actinopteri, Osteoglossiformes, Osteoglossidae. Gene Ontology annotation, molecular function: D-glucose transmembrane transporter activity. Gene Ontology annotation, cellular component: plasma membrane. The coding region runs from base 1 to 1557 and encodes 518 amino acids. Gene Ontology annotation, biological process: dehydroascorbic acid transport. The transcript has 10 exons. The record is from RefSeq and is a predicted model, not a curated record.
AUGUACAGGCCAAGCAGCACUGCACAGGAGAGCUGUGAUGACGGGAGGCAGACAGAAGCAGCUGAAGGAUUAAAUGUCAUGUGUUGUGAUUUUUGGUCUUCCUUGUAUGGGGUCCAGAGCCCCUUGACUGCCACCCUCCUGAUGUCCAUUUUGGCAGCAGUGUUGGGUUCCCUCCAGACUGGCUACCAAACUGGUAAUGUCAAUGCUCCGGCAAAGAUCAUUGAGGAGUUUUUCAACAUGACCUGGAGGUCUCGCCAUAAUGACUCCAUGUCAGACCACAGCCUCACCUUUCUCUGGUCACUCACUGUCAGCAUCAAGGACUUUGGGGCCCUGCUUGGCUCCUUAGGGGUCAAGAUCUUGGCAGACACUUUUGGCAGACGGAACUCCAUCCUGAUAGUGAACGCAUUGUCUGUGCUGGGUGCCUGCCUCAUGUUCCUCUCCAAAGCCAGCGUAUCCUUCGAGAUUCUCAUCAUAGGCCGUUUGGUGUUUGGUCUGUUCUGUGGCCUGGUCAUGAGCCUCAACCCCCUCUACAUCCAGGAAGUGUCGCCCACGGAAUUGCGAGGUGCUUUUGCAACACUCAACCAGGUUUCGUUUGCCUCUGGCAUUUUCCUUGGAAUGGUGGCAGGCCUAGACAUGGUGCUGGGCACACAAAAGUACUGGGCCCUGAUGUUCUCGCUGUCGCUCAUCCCUGCCUUGCUGCAGUAUGCAGCCCUGCCCUUCUGUCCAGAGAGUCCCCGCUACCUUCUGAUCAACUGUGGCAAGGAGAACCAGGCAGAGGUUGCUCUUCGCAGGCUGAGAAGAAUUUCAGACAAGGUCCUUAAUGAACUUAAAGAAAUUAAAGAGGAAGCCUCGCACUCCCAGUCCAGGGUUACACUCCGGGAGUUUCUGAAGAAGCGAAGCUAUAGGCAGCCUAUAAUCAUUGUACUAAUCAUUAACAUGGGCAGUCAACUUUCUGGAUUCAAUGCAAUUAUAAAUUACUCCACCAAAAUGUUUUCCAAGUCAGGCUUUGAGGAAGCAAAGUAUCUUACUCUAGGGGUGGGGGCUGUUAAUGUGACAUUCACUCUCGUUGCGUUCUUUUUAGUGGAAAGAGCAGGUCGCAGGAAGCUGCUGCUCUCUGGUUUCCUGUCUUUAGCAGCCUGCAACCUGCUGAUGACCGUAACUGAUUCCUUUUUGCAUAUUGUUCCAGACCUCCGCAGUCUCCAGGUUCUUGUGGUGUUCUUCCUAAUCUCAGCGUACGAGGUGGGCCCAGGUCCAAUCUCAUGGUUCAUUGGUGCUGAGCUGUUUGACCAGCCUGCUCGGCCAAUCGCCAUGGCGUUCACUAGCAUGCUCAACUGGGGUGGCAAGUUCCUUCUGGCUCUACUCUUCCCGCCGCUGCUGAAAGUGUGCGGCGCCUAUGUCUACCUCGUCUUUGUUGCGGUGGCUUUGCUGGCCUUCAGCUACACACUUUUACGCCUCCCCGAGACCAAGGGGCGGACUUUCGAUGACAUUGCUGCUGAGUUUCGAGGAGCUGAGGGAAUUCCCUUGUACAACAAGUCAGACUUUAACACAUUUACCUGA